CGUUCCGGCCUGAAGCUGGAAAAUGCUCUUGGCAGCUCAGGAAGGUUCUUCCUCAAGGAAGAAAAGGAUGGAGCUGAAUCGCUGGAGGAGAAAUUUUGCAAGGAAGCCAGAUUCCAAGCCUGCCUUUGAUCCUGACAAUGUGGAACAUUGGAUGAAGAAAGUGGAAAAAGCAUCAGAAUUUGCUGUUUCCCAAGUGUUUUCUCAUGGAAAUUCAGAUUUAUCCAGAAGAUUGUUAGACCAAAUUAUAGAUUUGAAAGCAUCUGAACAAGUAGAGGACCAUGAUGAAGUCUAUGCAGAAGCUCAGGAGCUGGUCAAUGACUGGCUAGACAUCAAACUUAAACAAGAACUAGCAAGUGAUGGAGAAGGUGAUACUGAAGACACUGUGUCAAAUAUCCCUCCAGUACUAGAAACCUGUCCCCAUUUGAAAUAUAACAAGUUUGACGAUUUAUGUGACUAUUUGGAGGAAGAAGAAGAAGGGGACGCUGUUAAAAAAUUUAUGGAUCAUUUACUCCAAAAAGAUGUGAUGGAUUCUAGGAUCUUGGAUGAUCUUCGAGUGAAGGAAAACCAAGAGAAGAAGCAGCAGAAGGAUCCUCGUCUUACCAUGGAGAUGAGACAUAAGCAGGUAAAAGAAAAUCGCUUACGACGUGAAAAAGAACUGGAGCGCCAGCGAAUUGAAAAGAAUCUGAAAAAAUCGGUGUUUCUGGAGGCUCAGUACUUGGUACAAGAAGAGAAGAAAAGGAAGGCUCUGGAAGCCAAGAAAGAGGAAGAAGAACUUCAAAGGGAAAUGGUAAAACUGCGGAGGGAGAUCAUUGAGAGGAGACUCACUGUUGAAGAAGCAUGGAAAUUAGAAAAGAAAAGGCAAGAAGAAAAUUCUCCUAAAAAUCCAGAAAAAUGCUUUAUUCAAAAUGUUCAGACUAAGCCGAAUGAAGAAAAAAUGGCAAAAGAAAGAAAGAAGAAAUUGAGAGACCUAUUAGUUCAAACUUUCAAGGAAAAUCAUCAGUGUCAAAAAAGAUAUUUUACUGCCUGGCACAAGUUGAUUCUUGAUCAUAGGAUUCAGCUGGGCAAAGCUGGGACCCUAUCCAACUGGAAGAUCCAACUGAAGGUUUUGCGGGCCUGGAGAGAUUAUGCAAGAUCCCAGAAGUUGAAGCGGGAGACUCAAGCCAUGGAAAAUGAACUCAGAGAAGAAAACAGAAAACAACAAGUGGCCACUGAGUAUAACAGGAAACAAGUUCUCCAACACCACUUCACAGAAUGGCAACAUUGGCUUCGAGCAGAGAUCCUAAAGAAAGAGCUGACUGUAACAAAGGCAGAAACUAGAAUGAAAAUCAAUGAGCUAUUGAAGGCAGCAUCACAAGGGAAACUCUGUGCAGAUCGGUCAUCAGCCAUCAGUCCACUUCAGGAUGCAACACCCAUGAUAAAUCCACCAGAAAGAAAUGGAGAGGUGAGCCUUGUACCCUCUUUGUGGGAAGAAUCUCCAUCAGGAAGAAGUAAUUAUGUGCCCAGUCCUCCUCUGGAAAGACCAACAAAGAGCAACUUGCAGGUUCCCUGCCAGAAUGUCCUUGUGAAUACAUCUAACAAUGUGCAGCACCAGCUCUUGGAUGAUGGCAGCAGACAGAAGCUCACAAUCAGUAGCCAAAAAGAAGAACCCAUCUGUGUAGGUCGUUUUUAUAACCGCCAUGUCUUCCAACAACAAUUGAUUGAGAAGCAAAAGAAAAAACUGCAGGAGCAGAAGAAAAUAAUUCUGAAUCUGAAGGAAAAGCAGCGACUGACAGAGGCACGGUGGGCAGCAGAGCUUGCCACAGCAAUGACCAGCACACAGUGCCGCCUCCUUUCAAAUCCUAAAGAAGAGUCGAAAAGAAGUUGCCAAGGGCUUCCAAAUCUGCCUGUGGCUUCCCCUGGGACUGAAGAUAGUCAAAGUGAUUUCCGAAAUUCUCUUUUCAAAUCCAAAAGGAGUCCAAGGCAGAAGAUGACACCUCAUCCCAUACUGAAAGCCAUGGAAGAGAGAGCAGUUCAGCGAACAGAACGCAGACGAAUCUUGGCAGAAAAGAAGAAGGAAAAAGAAGAAGAAAAAUUGGCCCAACUAAAGGCCCAAGAGGAGGAGCGGCAGAAGAGGGUGGCAGAAGAAAAGGAAGCCCAGCUUAAGAAAAAAAGAGAAGAGAAGAGACUGAAUAAGAUGAAAGAACUAGAGAAACAGAGGAGAAUUAAGAGGAACAAGCAGUUGGAAGCAGUAGCUAAAGAACAUUAUGAAAAGGUCUUGCUGAGGAAAAAAGGUCUGGAACCUUGGAAGAACCUGAGAAUGCAAAGCAAGCUAAACCUACAGGUGGCCAGUGAACAUUACUGUCUGGCCCUACAGAAGAAAUGCCUGCUCACCUGGUUCCAAUGUAGUCGGGAAAACCUGGCAACAAGGAAGGCCUUAACUGAUAGGUUUUAUUCGCAAAUGCUGCUUAGAAGAACCAUCAGGAGCUGGGCACAGUACUUGACUGAUAAGAAGGAAGAAGUACAGAAAAUGAGUGAGCUUUUUCUUCAGAAGAAGAUUUUCAGGGCUUGGUUUAACAUAGUCCAGGAGGCCAAGAUCCAGUCUCAGAGGAAUCAUGAGAUUGCAGUGGAGCAUAAUAUCAGGAAGACUGCCUGGCUUGCAUUUCAGACAUGGAAGUCAUUUACAAGACUUAUGAAAGAGGAAAGAGUGAAAGAAGAAAGGAGAAAGCAACUCCGUAGGAAGGUGGCUGAAAUCCUUCCAGACUUUCAAGUGCCACUCCCACCCUGACUCUCACUCAUACCAGCAGGAGAUUUGUGGCCCUGGUACAAGAAAAUUUCUUGCCGUGCUGGUAAACAGCCUGAUCUAGUGCUUCGAAUGAGUCUCUUUAUUGGUCCAUGUGUCUGUUACCACAUAGAUUCCUGCAUCUACAUGGCUUAUGUUCUGGCAAAUACUUCUUGAAUCAGAGGAUUUGGGGGACCUAUACUUUCUUCUUUGAUGUCUCUUAAAUCCAUGUUCCAAAGCAUUUAUCACAGUGGGAACACCCAAAGAAUAUUCUAGAGCUCUAUUUAUUCAAAUAUAUUCCAUAUAUUUUUAGUAUUGUAAACUUUUAAAAAGCCAAGUAUUUGCUGAAUUGAGCCUGUGAAGAGAAAUGUAUCCUUAUAGCUCAGAAUGAGUUGCUGACAAAUGUAACUUGAAAUAAAAAUUAAGCAUAGUAA
This is a messenger RNA of Suncus etruscus (white-toothed pygmy shrew), 3192 nucleotides long. RefSeq names its product coiled-coil domain containing 191 (gene CCDC191). NCBI's taxonomy places the organism in Eukaryota, Metazoa, Chordata, Mammalia, Eulipotyphla, Soricidae. Bases 23 to 2764 code for a protein of 913 amino acids. The transcript has 17 exons. The record is from RefSeq and is a predicted model, not a curated record. Gene Ontology annotation, molecular function: phosphatase binding.